AUGGUCCUCAGGAUUGUGCUCGGCUCCGCCGCCGCGGUGCUCGGCGGCGGCCGCAGCGGCUCCCGGGCCCUAGCCGCCGCCUCCACUACUCCCACCGGUCCGAUGACGGCGGCGAGGUCGUUCUUCCGUGCCCGCGGUGGCGUGGCGUCAUCAACAGAGUCUAAGACAGCGCUGGCGUUCGUCCACAGCUGGGGUCCGACCGUACCGAAGCAGCAGCGGCGGCGUGCGCAACAUCAACAACAUCUCUCUGCCGUUCAGCAAGGGCACGAUCGAUCCCGGCGUCCCGCAGCCGGCGCCAGCGGUGCUCCUCUUGGAGGUACUAGCAGUAGCUCGGGCAGAGGGCAGCAGCGGCGGGGCGGAGGCGGCGGCGGUAGCCUGCGGCUGUCGUCAACGGCAGCAGGCGGUCCAGGAGGGGAAGGGAAGGGCUUCUGGACGGAGGACGAGGAAGUAGUAGGGUUCGAAGAACCGCCGUCCUCGACCUUGUUUCGCGAACGCGGCACCGGUGGCACCAGCGCGCCGCCGAUCGCCGCUUGGGACGGCGAUGCCGCCGACGCCGGGGAGGCCGGCUUCCUGCAGGAGGAGGACGAUGAGACCGAGUGGAUGGCCGGUCAGGAGGUCGAUCCCGAGGCCGAGGCGAUCUUCUUCGGGGACAGGGUGCCCUUCUCGGACCUGGGACUGAGCCCCGCCCUAUGCGGCCACCUGGAGGCGCUGGGCAUAGGCGGCUCCACCGCCGUCCAGGCCGCCGCUGUGCCCGGCAUCCUCAGCGGCGAAGACAUGAUCGUCGGCGCGGAGACCGGUUCCGGCAAGACCCUGGCCUACCUGCUGCCCAUCGUGGAGAGGGUGCUCAGGGGACAGGCCGUCGCCAAGGAUCUCCCCGACGAGCUCCUAGGAAAUGCCCGCGGAUGGCCGAUGUUCCCGGACGUGGUCGUGCUCGUGCCCAACAAGGAACUCUGUGAUCAGGUGCAUUCUGUGCUGAAGGGGAUUCUCAAAGCUCUCAAUGCCGACGGAAUCACGGGCGUGACGGCCGCGGCGAAGUACGGGUCGUCCUACGAGUACCCUUUCUCACCCAACAAGCCGGCCCCGAGCAUCCUGGUCUGCACUCCGUCUUUCCUCCACAAGUACACCAACAUGAAGGCCAUCCCGCUUUUCUGCAAGGCGACGACCCUGGUGCUAGACGAGGCGGACAUGCUGAUGGAGGGUAGCUACAGGAAGCAGCUGGACGACAUCCUCGUGGCCUUCCGCCGGGCGGACAGGGUGAUGGUGGAGGAGGGCCCGAUCGUGGACGGCAGGGGCAGGAAACGCGGCAUCGACAAGACGCAGUAUGUCUUGGCAGCCGCGACGCUGCCGACGUACGGCCUGAAGUCCGUGGACCAGUACAUCAAGAGAGCGUUCCCGAACGCGCGCAAGAUUCAGCAAGUCCACAUGCACAGGCAUCACCCGGCUAUUCAGCAGAACUUUGUUGAGGUUGGUGGACAGGUGUUCGACAAGAUUCAGGCAGUCAUCGACCUUCUCAGAGACACCGUUUCGGAUGCGGACACGAGCCGGACCAUGGUCUUCACCAACACGGCGGCGUCGUGCAAGCGAGCGUACGAGGCUCUGGCUGAGGAAGGGUUCUCGGUGGUGCCCUACCACAAGGAUAUCGUUCCUCUAGAGCGGCUGGCGAACCUCCAUGCCCUGAGGAGCGGGAGGGCCAAGAUCCUCGUCUGCACUGACUUGGCGGCCAGGGGGAUCGACGUCCCGUCCGUGACCAACAUCGUGCAGAUGGAAAUGGCCACCAACGUGGUACAACAUUUGCAUCGCUUGGGCCGAGCGGCUAGGGCGGGGAGGACGGGCAAGGCCACAAACUUUUACGACGACUUGACCAAGGACCUGGUGAACUCCAUCACGGAGGUGGGAGAGGGCUCCCGGCUGGACGGAUCCUUCAGCCGACAGAGGGGAUUCCGCAGAAAGUUUAAGAAAUACGGCCCAAGCCGUCGAUACCAGGGAUAA
Ectocarpus siliculosus is the source of this 1989-nucleotide messenger RNA. The record is from the annotation of a GenBank genome assembly. NCBI's taxonomy places the organism in Eukaryota, Phaeophyceae, Ectocarpales, Ectocarpaceae.